AAGGAAGGUUUUCCGUGCGUACGCUUGGAGGAUUUCAGAAAUUUUCCAUAUUUUUUAGUGUUUUGUGAUAAAAAUGAACAGUAAAGCAAUGCUGAAAAUACCAGUUCUAAUAUUGGCCGUGUUAAUGUGGUUCCAGUGUAAUACCUGUGCUGCGUAUGUGGUUCCGGGUAACACACCUCCCGACGAAGAUCGAUAUUACGAUAAAGAAUACGUUCGUGAGUUGGCUAGCUUCAUUGCUGCGUUAAGUGGUUCCGGCAACAACCCAUGUCACAACAAUUACGCUGGAUAUACUAAUCCAAUCCCGAAAAGGAAUUCUGAAUUAAUAAACUCUUUACUUAGCUUACCGAAAACAAUGUCCGAUGUUGGAAAGUGAGAGAUAUAAACCAGAGGAAACGUAUAGAAACGCCAUUUCUGAGUAUACAACAAUUAAACACGUGCAAUGAUUUUUUUUAUCAAUCAUUUUGAAGGUAAAAUGAAACCCAUACAAAUUUAGUGGAUUGUGUUAGUUGAUUUUGUCUAAAUAAACCAAAAGAAAUGUCAAAAUAAAAUUCUGUGUUUGCAAA
Molecule: messenger RNA, 563 nt
Organism: Bradysia coprophila
Lineage: Eukaryota; Metazoa; Arthropoda; Insecta; Diptera; Sciaridae
Gene: Pdf
Product: Pigment-dispersing factor
Biological process (GO): response to light stimulus
Cellular component (GO): extracellular region
Molecular function (GO): hormone activity
Source: RefSeq, a predicted model, not a curated record